AUGCCCUCCCCUCUCCCGCCUCGCACCUCCCCGCUGAGGGGCUUCUCCGUGCCUCCCGACUCCAGGCCCUGCAGCAGCCCCUGUGUGCCGCUGGGGCAGGCCAGUUGCCCCCGACGCCUUCCCAGCAAAUUCUCCUGGUGCAUCAUCGACUGGGACCACGUGCGCCUCCUGCACCCCCUGGGCGCUGGUGGCUUCGGGGCUGUGUACAAGGCCACCUACCACGGGGUGCCCGUCGCCCUCAAGCAGGUGAAGAGGAGCGCCAAGAACCGGCUGGCAUCGCAGCGCAGCUUCUGGGCAGAACUCAACGUGGCCAGGCUGCGCCAUGCCAACAUCGUGCAGGUCUUGGCAGCCAGCACGCGCACCCCCGCUGGCCUGGACAGCCUGGGCACCGUGAUCAUGGAGUUCGGUGGCCACUUCACGCUGCACCAGCGCAUCUACGGGGCUGCCCCUGGCCCUGAGCUGCACGAGGCCCUGGACGGCGCCUGGGCAGAGCCACUGAGCCUGGGCACCUGUCUCAAGUAUGCCCUGGACGUGGCCAACGGCCUGCUCUUCCUUCACUCCCAGAGCAUCGUGCACUUGGACCUGAAGCCGGCCAACAUCCUCAUCAGUGAUCAAGACGUGUGCAAGAUUGGGGACUUCGGCUGCUCGGAAAAGCUCAAAGGCCUGCUGGGCGUCCAGAAGGCCGGUUGGCACCUAGGUGGCACUUACACCCACCGGGCCCCUGAGCUCCUCAAAGGAGAGGCCAUCACGCCCAAAGCCGACAUCUACGCCUUUGCCAUCACGCUCUGGCAGAUGGCCACCCAGGAGGCGCCUUUCUCCGGGGACCGAGAGUACGUGCUCUAUGCCGUGGUGGCCUGCCACCUCAGGCCGCCGCUGUCGGCCGCUGUCUUCACGGAGGCCACCCCUGGCAGGGAGCUCCAGAGCAUCAUCCGGCGGUGCUGGGCGGCCAACGCCGGGCAGAGGCCCAGUGCGGACCUUCUCCUGCUGGACCUGAGCUCGUUAAAAGCGGAGUACGGCUGA
Messenger RNA from Suncus etruscus (white-toothed pygmy shrew), 1020 nucleotides. It is a transcript of the gene MOS, whose product is annotated as MOS proto-oncogene, serine/threonine kinase. NCBI's taxonomy places the organism in Eukaryota, Metazoa, Chordata, Mammalia, Eulipotyphla, Soricidae. The transcript has a single exon. Gene Ontology annotation, biological process: protein phosphorylation. The record is from RefSeq and is a predicted model, not a curated record. Gene Ontology annotation, molecular function: protein kinase activity; ATP binding. Bases 1 to 1020 code for a protein of 339 amino acids.